Messenger RNA from Ruditapes philippinarum (Manila clam), 563 nucleotides. RefSeq lists its product as uncharacterized. The coding region runs from base 36 to 545 and encodes 169 amino acids. The transcript is spliced from 4 exons. NCBI's taxonomy places the organism in Eukaryota, Metazoa, Mollusca, Bivalvia, Venerida, Veneridae. The record is from RefSeq and is a predicted model, not a curated record.
UCAAUUUUAAGAUUAGAGUGCAGAUAAGUAGGAGUAUGUCGUCCCGUAGAUCGGACAAAAAUGAUGGAUUAUCGGACUGUUAUCCCGAGCCUUAUACCAAAAUCCCGCCUCAACCAACGGAGAAAAAACCAGGACAGCUCCCGUUAGAGCAAAUCAAACAAUUUUUCGAAGAGGGUUACAUUGUUGUCGAGAAUUUCUUCAGUAAGGAUGAGCUACAACCUUGUCGUGAUGCCAUAAACGAGAUGGUUGAGUUACUGGCGAAUAAGCUUUAUGAGGCCGGAAAGAUCAAAAACUUGUACAAGGAAUAUGGGUUAUUUCAGAGACUUUCAAAACUUGAAGAAGAGUUUCCCGGAGCGAACAUCCUUCUCUUUAAGCAUCAAAAGAUACCAAAGGCAUUCCGUGAUCUAUGGUGCAAUGAGCGUUUGCUGCACCUGAUCGAGCAGCUGAUUGGACCGGAUAUAGCUGGACAUCCGGUAUGGAAUAUGCGCACAAAGACACCGAACAGUAAAGCAAUGGUUGUUCCAUGGCACCAGGGUAUUUAUUAAUAUGGGUUUUACUUUACU